AUGUCAAAAGCAGGCGAAAGCGUCAUCCUCCCCAGCAACGCCGUCUUCCUCGUCCACAAGGUCGGCACCUCCAAAGCCGGCCACGAGACGCAAUGGGAAACUCGCGCAAAAGCCAUGCGCGCCGCUCCAGACCCUCAUAAAGCCUUAUCUAUAAGAAGCAACAAUACGAAUGAUGCCGUCAAAACCAAAAGCGACGCUGCCGAAGGAGGUUCGUGGCAGUUUGUCUCCUACACGCCUCGCAAAGACCAGCAACUCCAGAAGAGGCCCAAGAAAGGGGAGCCCAAGCGAAAGAGACGCACUCAAACCAACAAUGAUGCUCAAAAAAACAAGAGCACUUCCAUUGUAUCAAUCAAGCAGAAUCCAACACUGCUUCGCAACCCCAACCUUUUACCUCCAGAUCUCCCCGUCGCUAUCGUCGGACACGCGCUUCUCUAUAUCAACUUUUACUUCCACUCAAUAGCCACAGGCGCAUACACGCUCCCGUGCCUGCUCUUCAACCCUGCCAAGAGAGACUGGUUCCCCAGGAUGAUGCAGGAUGAGGCCUGGCGAUGCAUCAUCUUGUCUCUCUCCGCCAGCACACUCGCCUCCUUGACGGGGUCUCCCUCCAACUAUGUCGACUCGCACGCUCUCCUCGAUGAAGCGCUACGACAGCUCAAGAGCCGGGUCGCAUCCGGUGCUCUUCCGUCCGACCAGACUCUGGGGGCCAUCUCCUGUCUGUCCAUGUGGAGUAACGAACAGGGGAAUCUAGAAAAAGCAUGGGUGCACGCCAAAGGCCUCGCUGAGCUCGUCAAGCUACGAGGCGGCUUCUCCAAAAUCAGCGAUGGCAUGAGAUCCAAAGUAUACCGGGGCGUCUUUGACAUUGCGGUCAACAGUGAUCGACCUCCUCUCCUGGAAGACGGCCUCCGAGGCUUUCCGGAAAACGAAGUAAUAGUCUCCGAAGAUGAUGGCUCAGAACGGGAAGAGUCUGGCCUAGACACUUCUGAAUGUCGCAUCUCGUCACAUCUAUCCAGCAUUUUUGACGAUGUGGUACAGUUCAGUGCAACUGUUGACGAAGCCAUGACUCGCAACAUCAAGCUGGAUACGAAUCCCCUCUACGAGCUCGUCUUUGGGCUGUACAAUCGUCUCCUGAGCUGCCAAUCCGACAGCAUGAGCGGCUGCGACAACAGCUUCCGCAUCUGUCUCAUUCUAUACAUCAAGUCCAUCGUCUCCCACGACUGUCCGAACCCGACAUCGAUGCACUUGGUCAAGAAGCUUCAGGCUUCCCUCCAAGACUGUCUGGCUGCCCAUCCUUCAACGUCACUGACCAAGUGGAAGCUCUUCGUCGGCGGCAUGGCUGCUACGGAUGGGACGUGCGAAAAGCAAUGGUUUGUCCAACGAUUGGCUGAGACCUUGACGGAGAACGAAGUGGAACGCGAAGGCGGCUGGGAGUUGCUCCAAGCAGAGCUGGGCAGCAUCGUAUGGACAAAGCCAAUCAAUGAGGCGGCCGGAUAUAGGCUGUGGCUUCAGAUUGCGGACGCUCAGCCUUAG
Molecule: messenger RNA, 1527 nt
Organism: Trichoderma reesei QM6a
Lineage: Eukaryota; Fungi; Ascomycota; Sordariomycetes; Hypocreales; Hypocreaceae
Exons: 4
Coding region: 1-1527 (508 amino acids)
Source: RefSeq, a predicted model, not a curated record